AUGAACACAACCACUACAACAUCAACAAUGGAAGGUGCACCACCUUCCGAAGCUUCGCAUCAUCCUUCUUCUUCAUCAAACCCCACAACUUAUUUCAACCUCCCUUCGCAUUUCAACUACCCAAACAUUUAUUGUCAUGGAGUCGAAGGUGAAAAUGGAAGUGGGCUUUACUCUGGUUUCCCUAUUAUGCCCCUCAAAUCCGAUGGUUCCCUUUGCUUAAUGGAAGCCAUCACCAGAUCACAAUCACAAGGAAUGGUUAGUUCGACUCCACCAAAACUUGAGAAUUUUUUUGGAGGUGUAACAAUGGGGACCCCUGACUUCGACAGAGGAGGAGCUACAAUGGCUCUUGGUUUAGAUAGUAGUACAAUGUACUACAACCAAAAUCCUGAUCAUCAUGAGACUCUACAACACAACCAUAGACAUCACCAACACCAGAUUCAAACCCAACACUACCCAGAUUACUCCGGUUUCAGAGCUUUGUACCAAACAGUACAACAAGAGGAAGUCAAAGAGGACCAGAAUAUCGUUUCAGAUACUUGUAACCUUCAUCUACCGAGUAUCGGAGAAGAUGACGACAUCACUGGUAUGAAGAACUGGAUUUCAAGAAACUAUCAUUCCGGCGUUGGUUCCGGCGAUCAUGGUGGUGGUAGUGGCGGUGGUUAUGGAGAUUUACAGUCGCUUAGUUUGUCAAUGAGCUUCGGAAAUUGUUCGCAGUCAACCCCAUGUGUUACUGGAUCGCAUUCACAGCAACAAAUCAUGCCUCCUGCUAAUGUCGCUGAUUGCGUCGUUUUGGAUACGAAGAAACGAGGUUCUGAGAAAGUGGAUCAACAGAAGCAGAUUGUUCAUAGAAAGUCGUUGGAUACAUUCGGUCAAAGAACCUCUCAGUAUAGAGGUGUUACAAGGCAUAGAUGGACUGGAAGAUAUGAAGCACAUUUGUGGGACAACAGUUGCAAGAAAGAGGGCCAAAGUAGGAAGGGAAGACAAGUUUAUCUGGGUGGUUAUGAUAUGGAAGAGAAAGCUGCUAGAGCUUAUGAUUUAGCAGCACUUAAAUAUUGGGGUCCUGCGACUCACAUAAAUUUUCCGUUGGAAAACUAUGAACACGAAGUUGUGGAAAUGAAGAACAUGUCGAGACAGGAAUAUGUAGCUCACUUAAGAAGGAGAAGCAGUGGUUUCUCUAGGGGAGCCUCAGUCUAUAGAGGAGUAACAAGACACCAUCAACAUGGUCGAUGGCAAGCUAGGAUCGGCCGUGUGGCAGGGAACAAAGAUCUUUACCUUGGCACAUUCAGCACCCAAGAGGAGGCAGCUGAGGCUUACGAUGUAGCUGCUAUAAAAUUUCGUGGGGUGAAUGCAGUAACGAAUUUUGAUAUUUCAAGGUAUAACGUUGAAAAGAUUAUUGCGAGUAAUACCCUUUUAGCAGGAGAGUUAGCUAGGCGAACCAAAGUAGACCCCACAAACGAGCUCUUGUGUGAACAACCAAAUAUUAAUGGCGAACCUAAAACCAUGUCAAGUGAGCCCACAAUAAACAGGAACAUGUUGGACUGGAAAAUGACACUUUAUGAUCAGAAUGGAAGUAGUAAUGGAGUUGGAAUCGAGGGAGAUGAGUCCUCUAAACUUGGAACGCAUUUGUCGAAUGCUUCUUCAUUGGUGACAAGUUUGAGUAGCUCGAGAGAAGAUAGCCCUGAAAGAAACAAUAAUAAUAAUAAUAAUAAUCUUCCGAUGGUUCUUGAAACACCACCAUCGGCUUCCAACUUUCUUGGUGGUUCAUCGGGUGGUGGAGUCGAUGCAUGGAUUCCAACAGCAGCGACUCAGAUGAGGCCACAUAUUCCUGUUUUUGCUGCAUGGACAGAUGCGUGA
This is a messenger RNA of Lactuca virosa, 1854 nucleotides long. The record is from the annotation of a GenBank genome assembly. Lineage: Eukaryota; Viridiplantae; Streptophyta; Magnoliopsida; Asterales; Asteraceae.